Messenger RNA from Photinus pyralis (common eastern firefly), 625 nucleotides. RefSeq lists its product as uncharacterized. Lineage: Eukaryota; Metazoa; Arthropoda; Insecta; Coleoptera; Lampyridae. The coding region runs from base 80 to 625 and encodes 181 amino acids. The record is from RefSeq and is a predicted model, not a curated record. The transcript has 4 exons.
UGGCCGAGUAUCCGUGCUCGCCGUCACACGUGCACGCCGCGGGUGAAAUGUUAUGGUGAAGUGAAGUGGUUGUUAAUACAUGCACCCGAGUGUGUCCCGCGGCUUCGAACUGGAUCAUCCGGGAGGAUUUGCGUCCUCGCCCUGGGCGGCAGUUCUGGGCCAUCAUCACUCGGCGGCCGCUGCGGCAGCCGCGGCUGCCGCCGGCGGAAUGAUGCAAACUACCGAACACCAUGGAUAUGGAACGGCGCAUCACCCUGCAGCCCCCAUGGACCUGCAUAUGCCCCAAGCGUUUCCUUAUUACCGGUAUCGAGAAGAUACGCUCUGCUGGACGGAGCGGAAGCCAACGGUCGAUGAAGUGGGUAAUCCAACCUCCGUGAAUGCUCGGAAAAAGAGCGCUGCCAAAAGCGACAAGUUUUUCGUACGCAUUAGUAUGAAAACUGGUAUCGGCGAGGAUUCCGAGCAGUUAUCGAGAUCCGUAUCUGUAUUCGCUACACAUGAUAUCCAGUACGUAGGUCAGGGCCGGUUUGUCCAUCCUGCAUGCAGAGCAGGCGCGCCCUUAACGGGACCACCUGCGUCUCCUAGUUGUCACAACUGGUUCUAUCAUCAUGUCCGGGGCUACCGGUAG